Molecule: messenger RNA, 7136 nt
Organism: Acanthoscelides obtectus
Lineage: Eukaryota; Metazoa; Arthropoda; Insecta; Coleoptera; Chrysomelidae
Source: the annotation of a GenBank genome assembly
AGCACGUCCUACUUGACAGCUUCCAUAAACGUCACAUAAAUUAUUAUAUGUCAAAAGUGUCAAAGGUUGAAUUAGGCUAGGCGACAAGUUUUUGACUUUUAUUUAACUCAGAGAUUAAUUAAAAUCUGAUUGCAACACCGUGAAAAAUGAUUCGGUUCAUACUAAUACAGAAUAGAGCUGGAAAAACACGAUUAGCAAAAUGGUAUAUGAAUUUCGAUGACGACGAAAAGCAAAAACUUAUUGAAGAAGUACAUGCUGUCGUAACAGUCAGAGAUGCAAAGCACACGAAUUUUGUGGAGUUUCGCAAUUUCAAGAUAGUCUACCGCCGAUACGCUGGCCUGUAUUUCUGCAUAUGCGUGGACGUGAACGACAAUAACCUGUAUUACCUUGAAGCUAUCCACAAUUUCGUCGAAGUGCUCAACGAAUACUUCCAUAACGUUUGUGAGUUAGAUCUUGUCUUCAAUUUUUACAAGGUGUACACGGUUGUAGACGAAAUGUUUUUGGCGGGUGAAAUCAGGGAAACUUCGCAAACGAAGGUUCUCAAACAGUUACUGACACUGAACUCAUUAGAAUAAUGCAUCGCGAUCAUUGUUAGAUAAAUUACAGUGUUUUGUUGUACGAUUUAAAAGUCUUUGUCUGGUAGGAUACUUGUGGUGUACAGUGACAUUCAGACUACCUUGCGAUGGUGGAAAGCUAGAAAAGUCAGCGAUUCCAACGUUUAAAUACGACUGUUACUUCUAGGACAUAUUUGAUGCAUGUGUUGUCAUAUUUACUUCAGGCAUUGUCGUAAAAUAUCACUCAGUAAACCACAGGGGUAUUACAUAUCUUGAAAAGUGACGUUGACUUUUUUGACAUUAGGUUUUUGUGACAUAAGGUAUAUUCUUUAAUUCACCGGUUGAGCUACCGGUGCAACCGGUUAGCCAAUUUUGUGUCCCUUAAUUUCCGCUGGAACGACCGGUUGUACAUCAAACUUGUAUUUAUAUUGAUGGUGGAUAUACCACCGGUGCCAACAGAAUCCACCGACGUUCGGGCUCGGUUGAUACACGAUAUUCUAACCUCUACAUUUUAUCAGUUUUUGACAACUACAGUUUUGUGUGAAAAAAUGGAAGAAGAAAAGAUUGAAGUUAUCUACAGCAUAGAAGUCGCGUGAAGUUUAAUGUUUUUUUUAACACAAUUCGAAAUAAACAGCAUCUAAAAGCAAGUGAUUUUGUUUUGAAUUAUGCAUAUCUACGAUCUCAAAUCUAACCUCAUCAGUCUAAAAAUGUCGAUUUUCUGGUUUUGUUCUGUUUUUAUUCCUGUAUGCAUACAGGAAGUCCUAAAAUGUCGAUUUAUGCAUACAGGAAUCAAAACAGAACAUCGUCAUUUUUCGGACUUACGAGGUAUUGAUUUGAGACCGUCGAUAUCGAAAUUUCUUGGUUUUCUGAUUUAUAGUUCUUAUAUUGAUUCUCGGAGCACACAUUCUCUCCGCUGGAUAACUUCUUCAUCCGAAUUAUCACUCGAAUCGCUUAACAAACGUUCCACGACAAUACCAACUGCUGCUUACAUUGAUAUAAUGAUUUUAAAUGAUACGGUGUUCAAAUUAACAAGUAUCUAUUCACGAUAAAAUAAAGGUUAGGUUUUCUCAUAUGACAGCAACCUGAAGGCUAAAAAUGCGUCUUUUUAUUAACCACCAUUCAACGGAACCGGUUGCUGACGUCAUCACAUCAGCUGUCAACCAUAAGUUCACCGGAUCCAUCAGUCAUGGAAUCAACCGGUGAAUUAAAGAAUAUACCUAUGAUGUACUAUCAGAUUUCAACUUGGAACUAGCUGUUGUUUACUUGAUGUGCACUCGUUUAGCUGAACGUGCUGCCUAAACGUCAUGACGCUUUAGCUAUCAUGGAUUGACUCUGAUGUGAUGCAACAUCUGCUUCAGAGAUGGCAUUAUUGAAGGUCGAAGCUGUAAGUUGUAUAUUAUAUCUGGAAGGACGGGCGAAUCGGCAGUGCAUAGACGCAUAGUGAGGAUUUGUGUGCUAAUAAUUUGUGUUGAAGAUUCUUAUCUCAAAUAUACUUACUUGAGAUGUAUGCUUCAUCCUGGAAAUUACAUAUGCAAAUUUGCUGAAUUUAAAAAUAAAAAUCGCUGGUAAGUGAAGUAUAUUACUACAAACAAUUGAAAAAAUAGGCUCCAUACAGCAAUAUUUAUGAAAAUUGUCAUUUAAAUUUUGUAGAAUUUUAUUUCAUGAUGUCAAGCAGAAAACAAAGCAGCCCAUAGAUGUGAGGCACUGCGAAAAUGUCUUGUGUGUGAUGCUUCAUUCCUAAUAUUUUCUGCAAUGUGGCUUAAUUACACACAACGUGGGCGCGGUGGUGAUUUUUCAAAGUUUUUGAAAACGCAAAAGACAGGACGAUUCAAGUAAUCCGUCAGGUACAGCUAACAUAACAUACACUAUAAUUUUCUCACGCAGCAAAUAUCACUGAUUUUAUAAACAUGCAGACCUAUACUCGCUAUCACCACAUAAUCAUCUAGAUGCGAUCUUGCUACUCUGAUGCUCAACCAAUUUUCUUUCUGUCACAUCUUCUCAGUGAGAACAACAGCGGAAUGAACUAUUCGCACACUAGGGGCUAUCUAGUCAGCAAGUUGACAUUUUGUCGGAUUUUUGACAUUAUAGGUAUUUUACGUAAUAACCCUGCGCACGGCUAUUAUGUAAAAAACCUAUGAAACGUCAAAAAAAACAUAAAACGACAUCUUGCAGACUAGGUAGUUUUUAGGGUGCAAAUAGUUCAUUCCACGUUUACUCGCUAUGAUCGCUGUGAGCGUCCAUCUAAGGAAGAAUGACUCAACUAUACGCAUUGUUGGUUGCAGAAAUCAACUAUAUGUUUUCUGAAGGCGAGUAGUCUGUAGUGUUCAUCUCUGAGAUGUGAAAGAAAGAAAGUUGGUUGAAUAGCAAGAGCGCACUGGAUGAUUAUGUGUAUUGGUCUGUACAUGUAUAAAAUCAGUGAUAUUUGCUGUGUGAGAACAUUAUUACUGAAUAUGCUGCCAAUGAAGUAUAUCUAUUAAGCUGUGCCCGACGGGUUAUUUAUAUGUUGUCCUUUCUCAAAAACUUUGAGGGAAAUCGCCACUGCGCCCGCGUUGUGUGCAAUUAAGCCACAUCACAUAAAAAUUAGGAAUGACGCAUCAUACAUCAAAUAUUUUGCAAUGCCUCGCAUCUAGACGCUGAUUUGUAUUUUCAAUUGGCAUCGCAAAAUAAAUUUCUAUAAAAUUUAAAUGACUGGAAAUAAAAAAUAAUGUAAUAACCUUUUCACUUUCAUAAAUAGUCCUGUGUGUAGCAUAUUUUCUUUUCUUAUCUCUCUCGUUUUUUGAAUUCAGGAAAUUUGCAUAUACAUAUGUAAUUUCCAGAAUGAAUAAGAAAAAGUGGAGGCGCAACGAAUUUCUAGCAUUGAAUCUCAAGUAAGUGUAUUUGACACAAGAAAUCAAUGCAAUUAUCAUCAACACAUAUUAUUAGCACACAAUUCCUCACACUAUCCACCUAUGCACUGCCGUUGCCUUCUAGCUAUAGUAUACCACUUAUAGCUUAGACCUCCUAUACUGCCAUCUCUGAAGCAGAUUUUACAUCACAUUAGAGCCAAAUAUUGAUAACUGAAGCAUCAUGACGUUUAGGCAACACGUACAACUACAAAACGAGUUCACUUGUCUCAAUCAGCUAGUGCUGAGUUAAUAUCUUAUAGAAAACCCUAGAGAUGUCACAAAAAAACCGACAUAAUGUCACUUUUGAAGAUACGUAAAGCCCGUGCGUUUCACGCUUGUCAAUUCAAGCAAAUCUAUGACUGCAAAAAAGGGAGCAAUGAUUGCCCCUUUCUAAUUUAUCCUGACUGCACGGACGCUAAAUGCACGACAUUGACAAUGCGUUGUAAGGCACUCUUCCACCAAAAGUAGCCCGAUACAACCCAAUUUUCUCUCAAUUUGAAAAAGCCAAUAAGUAUGACUUAUACUAGGAAUGCAUAAUUUAAAUUAUUCUUAAAAACCUUGACUGGAAGAGAAGCGUAUAGGUAACUUAUUUCACAAAUAAAAGUUCCCGACCUAGCAAAGAUACAAGACAUUUUUUCUGAGUUUUUUUAUAUUUCUCAACAAAGUCUCCUUGUAACUACAUAUUUCUCCCAGCGAUGAUUUCAUCUCUGUAACCCGUCCAAAUAGUGCUCGGCGUUUUUCUCUGCAAAAUAAUUCUUCACGAAAGUGGUUGCCUCUUCAUUUGAUGUCAGUCUCUGUCCUCCAAGCGCAAUUGUUAGAUUAGGUAACAAAAAUAAGUCGCUUGGGGCUAGAUCUGGUGAGUGAGGUGGUUGGUCAAGCAGUUCAAACCGUAAUUCGUGGAUUUUCGCCAUGGCAACCGCUAAGGUGUGAGACGGUGCAUUGUCUUGGUGAAACAGAAUUUUAUUUUUCAGCAAAUGUGGCCAUUUGCAACAUCUGCCUUGAGCAUGUCACGUAAUGAUGCGUAGUAUGCUCCUGUAAUGGUUUUUCCUUUUUAAGAUAAUCGAUUUAAAUAACUCCAUGACUAUCCCAAAAAACAGUCACAUAUCAAAAUAGUUUUUGCUUUUUUGGAAACGGUUCCCCCUUUGCAGUCCACUGUUUGGACUAUAUUUUUGUUUCGGGCGUAUAAUGGUGUAUCCAAGUUUCAUCUACAGUAAUUAAUGGACCCCAAAACUCGGAUUUAUUGCACAUAAACUGCGCCAAUAGAGCGUUGGAAAUGUUCAUUCGAACACGUUUUUGUCUAACGUGAGCAGACGUGGCACCCAACGCGCGGACACCUUUCUCAUACCUAAAUAUUGAUUUAACAUGUGACAAACACGUUCUUUUGACACGUUUUUGGACUUCCAGAACAUUAAUCGUCUCCCAAGCCAGGUUUAAACUCAUCUUUGAUUUGCGUGCGCGUAUUGCCUUUCAAUAACAAAUAUUUAAUGAUUUUGUACAUUUUCACAAAAAUACUCACCUCAACUCACUCAAACGACUAUAACAUAACAACUGCGCAUCCAAAAUAGCUGACACUUUGGCGAGUAACUGUCAACAGAUGAACAGCUAAAUUCACUACCUUUUAUUUACGAGUGCCAUCUUCACAUUGAGGUCGGAAACUAUUCAGACCACCCUGGUUAUCUCCAGCGGAUAACAAUAACAAUAAUGACAAUGUUUAUUGGUCUAACUACAGAUUUUUCGAAUAAAUUAUAACGGCAGUGUUCAAUGAACAUAAAGUGUCUAGAAAUAUAUACUUGUGCUUGGGUUUAAACUGAACUUAUGAAUUAAAAAGUAUACAACAAAUUUCUUAGAAGUAUACUAGUUAAAUAUAUAAUAUUGUAACAAUUUAUCAAGUUUGGUAUCUUCGAGCUUAUGAAUUCCACAUCAUGGCCGCAGCGUUGAGCUCCCCAUUCACCUAAACCUGAAUACUGGAGUGAUGUUGAAUCUCCAUAUUUACUGGCCGCCUGACAUAAAGCCAUUUAAAGCGAUUAUGAAUGUCGACCUGUAAAAGAAAGUAAGCGCGCGAUUUUCGUUCGUAUAUAAUGUGCACUAUACCAAUACCACUUACCCGAUAAAUCGACGUUAGAGAGCGCGACGCGUAUAGCUCUGGAAUGUCUCUUAUAAACCACCGGGGAAGAAUAAGUUGUGGCCAACUGUGUAUAUUUCCAAUGAAUGGCUUCCUAAAACACUGGUGUCCUAGUGGUUAAAGAUUUUUAUAAGCAGCAGUAGCGGAACGUAUCCUUUAGAAGGUUAGGGAAUGCUGAAAAUGUUACAGUUUUCCUGUUUUUAAAACGUAGUUGCUAAUUUAACAUUACAUUGAAAAAUGAAAUUGCGAAUACCAAUACUAGCAGUAAUGUAAUUAAUAUCUAGGAAACUAUCCUAAAUGCUUAAGUGGAUAUCAAGACACAAACUUUGAUAAAAACUAAACGCAAAUACAGACAUGUCUUAUUUUAAUUUGAAAUGCCAAACCUAAUUCGAUAUUAAAUUCAGUUUAAAACCUUUAUUUAACACUGGCAUCAAAGGAGAAGCAAAACAACAAUAACUGUAUUUUAUACUGUAACCUCAUUAUUUAUUUGUUUUAUCCCCUUGAGUAUCAUGUUGUAAAUUGAUCUCAGCUUUCCUUAACCUUGUUUUUGGGUAUAAUCAUACAGUGACUGGACUAUAAUGUUAUUGGUUUAUGAAUGACCCAGCCAUGGCACUGCUAGAACAUGUUAAUAAUACUAUGAUUUUAAUUAUUAAUAUAAAACACAUGGAACUUAAUUGAAAGUAGACGCUAAUAUGAAAACAAGAUAUUACUUAUCUCUUCCUCGUAAUUUUAUUUUUCCUCGGUUACUUUAGUAUUUUGCUACUUUUUACUUUCAUUUUGUAAAUCGGGCAAAAGUUACCAAAGUAGUUUGUUCGCACUAUACAAGAUCAAUAUUAUAGAAAUAGUUGAUUUAAGAAUAUAGUUUCUCAAAAUAAUGAAAUGAAACAUAUUCUAGCGGUGCCAUUCUAAGUUUUCACAUAGGUUUAUGUAGAGGAUUUUUUCAAAUGGACAAACAUCCACUCAUUUGGUAAGACAGUACGUUCUAAAAUUCUGAACCGUUUUUUAUUUACUGUAUGGUGUUAUAGAUGAAAAUGUACGACCUAGAACGUUCUAAAUUCUUAGAUACUUAGAUUUUGGCAUUUGAUAAAUAAUUCGGCUUGUUCCGAAGACUUGUCGAAGGUUAUAUAUGAUAUGUAAUUUAAAAUAAGUUAUAUAUAAUAUUGUUCAAUUAGUUAAAUAUAUAAUCUUUCAAAUAAUGAAAAUACUUGUUUUAUUUUGUGAUAAACAAAAUGCUAAAUAUGUGGAUUGUGAAGCACAAAACAUUGUGUACAAAUUGUAUAUAAAUUUUGCGAUAAUAUUGUAUUAUAGAAAUCCUGACACAUAUCAGAUCCAGUAGAACCUAUGUGAAAACAGUUCCCCUAUGUUUUGUGUCUAUAUGUACAAUAAAUUCGUAUUUUGUUAUAUGUAUGUGUACUUUCUAAGUUAUAAUACUCAUUUAUAAGUAUGCGAGUUAUUCCUUAUAUUUUUUACCCUUGUUUGGGAAAAAUGCGAAACAUUCCUAUAACUGCUAAUGUUUCUAAACGAAUUUUUAUUUUUAUUUAUAUUUAUCAAUAAAGGUAUAGUAGAUUGUUUUAA